AUGACGGAAGCGUCUGCUGGAGGCUUGUAUCAAUGUAUCACAGACAUUGCUCGUGCUGAUACCAGCGGAGACUACCAAAAAGCUCUGCAAGCCGCGAAUAAGAUUAUUCGUAAGCAUCCGAAGGAAACUUUUGCUUUCAAAUGCAAGCUCAUUGCUUUGAUCCAAUUGUCCAUGUACGAAGAUGCGCUCGGCCUUAUCAAAAAGGUUCCAGCGCAUCAAAUGGGAGAUGUGUCAUUCGAAAAAGGAUACAUUUGCUAUCGACAAGGAGAUUUAGAUCAAGCUUUGAAGGAGCUCUCUACGGCAAAGUCCGAUGAUUUCCGCGUUCUUGAGCUCAAAGCGCAAAUUUACUACAAACAAGAAAAGUUCCAAGAAGCUUUCGAUAUUUUCCGUCAUCUUCUCAAGAAUUAUUCGGAUGAUUCGGACGAGCUGCGCCGUGCCAAUUAUCUUGCUGUUCAAGCUCGUUUGGAAGCCCAAGGAACCAAACAACAACUCGAUGAUGAAGCUGAAGAUUCGUAUUCACAGCUCUAUAAUCGUGCUUGUGUUCAAAUUGAAGCUGAAAAACUACCACAAGCUCUUGCUUCGUUGGAAAAGGCCCUCGUGAAUUGCCGUCAAACUCUUUCCGACGAAGAUCGUGAGGAAGAUGAAAUUGAAGAAGAGCUUGAUUCCAUUCGAGUACAGAAAGCCUACGUUCUCCAAAGAAUGGGCAGGAACGCCGAAGCAUUGGAGAUUUACGAGAAAGUACAAUCCUCAAACCAUUCCGAUGAGAGCGUUCGCGCAACUAUCACUAACAACAUUCCGGCAGCAUCUUCCGACUUCGGAAUGGCCGAAUCUCGAAAAAAAUUCAAGGCUGCACUCCAGAUCGAUCAAAGCAAGCUGACUCGUCGCCAACGUCGUACUCUUAUGCUUAACAACGCCCUCGUUCUGCUUCUUUCCAAUCAACGUGAGCCUUGUAAACGAGCUCUCGAAGAGCUUGUCGAGAAGUACGGAACUGCUAAGGAAGUGUCGCUCAUAGAAGCUGCUCUUUAUGUUCGAUUGAAUGAUACCGAGAAGGCGCUUCAAGUUCUGAAGGGUGACGAUAUUGAGAAUCAGUUGACUCGUCUUCAUAUCCUUUUGAAUGCGUCCAAACUAUCCGAAGCCGUUGAAGCCAUUGAGAAGAAAUUCCCGGAGAAAGUUCGGAAGGAGCUCGGACCGUCGAGUUUGCUUACUAGCACUCUUAUCGCAUUGGAUAAAAAGGACGAUGCUUUGAAGGAGUUGAAUGCUUCAAUUGCAAAAGCGAAAAACGUUGAAUCGAAAAAGGCGAUUCUCGAAUGUGCGGCUGAGUUAGAAUUUCUACGCGGAAAUGAGGCUGAAGCUGCGAAACAUCUCGAGAAACUGGCUGACAUACUUCCGGAAGAUGUUCAAGUUCAGUGCAAGUUAAUCAAUGUGUACUCGAAGACUGAUCCGAAGAAGGCCGAGCUGCUGAGCAACAAGAUCUUCCCCGACGAUGGUGAUUCGAAUUUAAACGUUGACGAGCUCGAAGAUAGCGAUUGGAUUCUCUACGGCGAGAAAUACCGCCAAAAGAAAGAGGCCAAGGGAGAAGCGGCGAUCGAUGCGGAUAAUGAGAUUAUCACGCGUAAGCUCAAGAAUAAAAGGAGAAAGAGAAAGAUUCGUUUGCCGAAGAACUACAAUCCGAAUGUGCCUCCAGAUCCGGAGCGUUGGCUUCCACGCCAGGAGAGAAGCACCUACAAGAAGAAGAGGAAGAAUCGCGAGAGAGAAAUCGGAAGAGGAACGCAGGGAUCAUCGUCAGCGAAUCCCAAUGUGGAAUAUAUGGCGGCAUCGCCAAAUUCGCCAAGACCACUCCCAGGACCGGUUGCCGAAGGCCCACGUCAACAGCGUCCGAACUUCCAGAAGCAGAAAAAGAAGAAGUCGUCGAAAUUCUAG
This is a messenger RNA of Caenorhabditis bovis, 1920 nucleotides long. The record is from the annotation of a GenBank genome assembly. Lineage: Eukaryota; Metazoa; Nematoda; Chromadorea; Rhabditida; Rhabditidae.